AUGGGUCUUAUUCUCCUUCGCGACAACGAUGCGCUUGAUGUGAAUCCGCCAGCGGGUGAGAUUCAUCUUUCGACACAUGGCUCCGACUGGCUGUGGGCUGUGACAGCUAUCUAUGUCGUCUCAUUUCUUGCUUUCUUCGCACUAAGCUUCGUUGCACGUUCGGGCGAAAAGAUCUUCCAUUACCUCUUCACUAUUGGCUUGCUUGCCGGAUCUAUCGCGUACUUUGCCAUGGCUUCUGACCUUGCCUGGAGUGUUGUACAGCAAACCAACUCACUCGGCGAAGGUGCAACUCGCCAGAUCUUCUUUGCCAAAUAUGUAUACUGGGUCAUAGAGUUCCCCGUUGUCACCAUCGCUUUGGGUCUACUUAGUGGCGUCUCUUGGGCGACUAUCUUCUUCAAUAUCGGACUGGCAUGGACUUGGAUCCUCUCGUACCUGUUCUCAGCUUACACCGAGACCAACUACAAGUGGGGAUUCUACGCUUUCGGUACGGUCGCCUACCUGCUGCUGGCCUUCCAGACGCUUGCUGGCGGCCACCGUGGCGCAACUCGCGUCGGCGUGACUCGAGACCAUACCGUCUUGGCUGGCUGGGUCAACCUGCUCUGGCUGCUAUACCCGAUUGCCUUCGGUGUUUCUGACGGCGGCAACAAGAUCAAGGUCACGGCCGGUUUCAUCUUCUUCGGUAUCCUCGACGUUUUACUACUCCCCGUCACUGCCUUCUGUGUCCUCUUCCUCGCCCGCCACUGGGACUAUGGCAGACUGAACCUGGCCUUCACUCAGUAUGGCCGUGUCGCCACCGCUCCGGGCACAUACCCUGAGAAGGCUGCCACCGCUCCGGCCGGCGGCCCGGUCGCCGCCGAGCCAGCUGCCGCGACUGUGUAA
This is a messenger RNA of Phaeoacremonium minimum UCRPA7, 879 nucleotides long. RefSeq names its product putative heat shock protein 30 protein. Bases 1 to 879 code for a protein of 292 amino acids. NCBI's taxonomy places the organism in Eukaryota, Fungi, Ascomycota, Sordariomycetes, Togniniales, Togniniaceae. Gene Ontology annotation, cellular component: endoplasmic reticulum; plasma membrane. The record is from RefSeq and is a predicted model, not a curated record. The transcript has 3 exons.